Molecule: messenger RNA, 1578 nt
Organism: Trichoderma gamsii
Lineage: Eukaryota; Fungi; Ascomycota; Sordariomycetes; Hypocreales; Hypocreaceae
Exons: 2
Coding region: 1-1578 (525 amino acids)
Biological process (GO): regulation of transcription by RNA polymerase II
Cellular component (GO): nucleus; aryl hydrocarbon receptor complex
Molecular function (GO): transcription cis-regulatory region binding; nuclear receptor activity
Source: RefSeq, a predicted model, not a curated record
AUGGCACAAGGACUCUGGCCAAACCAGGAGGGCGCAUCGCCCGACCUCAAUCUGCCCCAGCAGGAGCGGGUCGAUCGCCAGAUGAUUCGACACCUGCUUGGUAAAUACUCAAGAGAAGAGCUAGGGCGAUUGCUACAAGAAGAAGGACGCAUGUCACCAUCUUCAUCAUAUGAGGAAAGAUCUUUUAUGCUUUCCAGCAGCAACAUGUCCAGCGGCAGCUCGCACGACGAUUCAAACAUGUUCGAUUCAACAAGCAGCAACAACGCAUUCUCAGAUACAUCAUCCACAUGCGGAAGCGUCACUUCCAACGUUUCACCUCGAGCGAGUCACCGUCGCAAGCCUAACGCAAGCCCGUCGACAACCCGCGCCAGCAUAUCUCUUACUGACGAAUCGUCAUGGGAUGUCGAGGAUGCUACACCUGCAGCAUCGGCUCCGAAGCAAAAGGGGUCGUUCACUUGCGGUUUCUGCCUUGAAGAAGGCAUUCAAAAGACAUGCACCCGCAAAAAUGACCUGAAGCGCCAUAUGGAAGACUUUCAUCACACCAACGCACAGUGGUUCUGCCGCCACCGAGGCUGUCAAAUGGUCUUUGAUUGGCAAACCGCCUACAAGGCUCACCUGAAGAACUCUCAUGGGGGAUCGCGGAUGAACCUGGAUGACGCCAAGGUUCCGCUUUGCCCACAGACUGUGUUUGCAUGCGGCUUUGAGAACUGUCUCCAAGUUUUUGAGGCGCCAAGCGACGUACACGCGGGCCCCACAUUCAAGGAGUACGUGAGCCACGUUGUCAAGCACUUUGACGAAGGCGCAAGCAGCGGCCAGUGGAGCUACUCGGCUAGGAUGCGGAAUCUACUUAGGCAAUCUAGCGUGCUGAACGCCUGGUCGCAAUCACUGUGGCCAGAUGGUGAUCCGAGCCGCCUGCGAUGGAACUCCCAGACCAGCAGUGUCCUGCGAAAACGCCUGGAGACGAGGCAUCUUGGCGAUCUCCAGUUUCUCGUUCAAUACGCCAUUGCGCUGGGGUCGAGUCCCAAUGGUGCGAUUCAAAACUUUCGUGCGGACUUUGUGACCCCAAUCCGUAGCGAGUGUCGGAUGGCGAUCCAUGGCCACAGCAGGGCCUCCGCAGCACCCACCCCAGAAGCAGACCACAUGCAAUACAGCAUGUCAACGGGUGCCAACCCAGCAAUGAUUGCAUAUUACCAGCGGCACGCGUACAUGCCCCAGCCGGCGCAGCCGCAGCUGCACUCUUCAGGCUACCCUUUUCACAAUGCGCCUCCCUCUCCAGGAUAUGACGCCCAGCAACAAGCUUUGCAGCAGCAGCAGCAGCAGCAACAACAACAACAACAACAGCAGCAGCAGCAGCAGCAACAAUCGCAGCAGUACAUGGGAAUGUCCGAUGCGCCGAUGGUUGGGUCUGAUUACGGUCCACAUGCGAAUGGCAAUCUCCAGACUAUGCCUGCUGCUUAUGCCACCAACGGCCUGCACAGUCCCGCACCUACGGAUAUAUGCGGAACCGCGAGCCCGGGCUCAAGCAUGGAACAGCGGACUAAUACGUACGCAUACAACUCUUCGCCGUAUGCGUAUUAA